AAGGCUCGGCGGUGCGAAUCCUCUUGCAAACUAACCCUCCUCUUCCUGAGCCUGUCCAACUCUUGGGAAUAGUAGGACGGGCCCGAGAAGCCCAUUUCAAACAUGUAGGGGUGGACUUCUUUGGGAGCUACGGCCCGAGGCUGAGCCACGCUCCGCGAGGUCUCCGGCGAGGGGUUCGAUAAACGGGCACAGCUAACCCUGACAGGAAUCCUGACGAUCAGGAGCCACCUUGCCGGUCAGCCGUACGCCUCUAACUACAUUUCCCAGAAGUCUCCUCGGCAUGAACACGUUCUCGCGUGAUUUCAGCCUCAAAGUCACGCGCUGGCGGGACCCUCUGGUCUGGCACCGGCAACUUGCAGUGCUGUGGAGGGUUCUGCUGCUCUGGAAGCUUGGGAGGCCUGUGGUGAGGACCCGAGGGGAGGGCGGGGCCAGAGUCGGAGCCUCGGCUUUGUAUGGCGGAGGAGCUCUGCUGUUUUCCAAAAGAGGAGCCCAGAGGAGGACUGGUACUUUUCUGCAAAUAUCAAAGCCAUGGCUCAGCCCUGGAAUCAAGAUGUGAGACCAAGAAAUUAUUUCUGAAGAAGGAAAUUAAUGAAAUAGAGUCAGCCCAGUGGGAGAUAAUGGAAAGACUUACAACACAUGACCUUCAGUGCUCUAGUUUCAGAGAUGAUUGGGAAUGUAAUGGCCAGUUUGAGAAACAACAUGGCUCUCAGAAGGGACAGUUCAGUCAACUGAUAUUCACCCAUGAAGGCAUGCCCACUUUCAGUCAGCAUCCAUCCUUUACCUUACAGCAAAUCAUUAAUAAUAAAGAGAAAUACUGUGCAACUAAGGAAUUUGGGAAAACCUUUAGACAUGACUCACAGCUUACUACACAUCAGAUAAUUCAUACCAUUGAGAAACCCUAUGAAUGUAAGGAGUGUGGGAAGGCCUUUAGACAUCCCUCAAGACUCAGUCAUCAUCAAAAAAUUCAUACUGGCAAGAAACCCUUUGAAUGUAAAGAAUGUGGAAAAACCUUUAUUUGUGGCUCAGACCUUACUCGACAUCACAGAAUUCACACUGGUGAGAAACCCUAUGAAUGUAAGGAAUGUGGGAAGGCCUUUAGUAGUGGCUCAAACUUCACUCGACAUCAGAGAAUUCACACUGGUGAGAAGCCGUAUGAAUGUAAAGAAUGUGGGAAGGCCUUUAGUAGUGGCUCAAACUUUACUCAACAUCAGAGAAUUCACACGGGGGAGAAACCCUAUGAAUGUAAGGAAUGUGGCAAUGCUUUUAGUCAGAGCUCACAACUUAUUAAACAUCAGAGAAUCCAUACAGGGGAGAAACCCUAUGAAUGUAAGGAAUGUGAAAAGGCUUUUCGUUCCGGUUCGGACCUUACCCGACAUCAGAGAAUUCAUACUGGUGAGAAGCCCUAUGAAUGUAAGAUAUGUGGGAAAGCUUAUUCUCAGAGUUCUCAACUCAUUAGUCAUCAUAGAAUUCAUACUGGUGAGAAACCCUAUGAAUACAGGGAAUGUGGGAAGACCUUUGAUUAUGGCUCACAACUUAUUCAACAUCAAAAUUUGUACUGGUGAUAAACCAUAAAAUUUAUGAAAUGUGUGGGAAGGCUUUAAAUUAUAGCUCAAAACUAUUCAGCGUCGAAGAAUUUAUCUUGAUAAUAAUCUCUUUAAAUAGAAUAAUGUAGAAACAUCUUAUUUGUUGACUGUAGCUUAUUCAGCCCAAGAAAAAUCAUGUAGAAGAAGCAGUCUGUGAGUAAAAUACAUCUUGGAAGCCCUUUAAUAAAAGCUCAUAUUUCUCUUGACAUGAGAUAAUUCAAAUCUAGCAAAUACUGAAAAUGACAGCACUUUUGACAUCUUUCUAAUGUUAUCUUAGCAUAGAGAAUUCAUGCUGAAAUAUAAUCCUGUGAUUUUCGUUUUCUUUUUUAUCCUAAUUUGUGUGUAGUUGUUAUAUUCUUAAUCUUUUAAUCCAUCUUAAAUUUUAUAUGACUGUAAAGUCCCUCUGUUUACAUCAUGGUUUGUAAAAUACUUUUAUUUUUAAAAUACCUUUAAUACUUGAGACAAAUGAUGUCUUUAUUUUUGAAGAUGGCUUGUUCUUUUGACUCUACAAAAUUUAGGCUUUCUUAUUGUAAAAACAUUCAUGAAUAACUGUCCAUUCAGUAAAUAGAGAUCCUUUAAUAGUUUUAUGGCAUUUCCUUAUGUUGCUGUAAUAUUAUUUUAUUGAAUCUCUAUUGGUAGACAUUGUAGUUUUCUCCAGAAUUUUUGCCAUUAUACACAGUGUCCUGAUGGACAGUCUCCCUGGGCUUUAUCAUUGUAUCAUGUCUUCUAUUUUAGUUACAGAAAUAAUGCAUGAAUAUAUUUUCCUUAUAAAAGAUUUAAACAUUGCAAAUAAGGCAGACAUACCCUUUGAUCACCAUUCUUGUACCCAUCUCCCUUCCCAAAGGAGUGAUUAUUUGUUUAGUAUUUAUCUUUCCUGAACAUUUUUCUAUGUUUUUAUACAUAUAUGUCUUGGUAGAAAUUAUAAAAUGGGGAUAAUUAUAAUAUCUACCUCAUAAUUUUGUGUGAGGAUCAAAUAAAUUAAGACACAUAAAGUGCUUAGAAUUGUGCCUCUCAUAAUAAAUAGAUACUCCCUGAA
Diceros bicornis minor is the source of this 2619-nucleotide messenger RNA. RefSeq names its product zinc finger protein 566. The record is from RefSeq and is a predicted model, not a curated record. The transcript has 3 exons. Gene Ontology annotation, biological process: regulation of transcription by RNA polymerase II. Gene Ontology annotation, cellular component: PcG protein complex; transcription regulator complex. NCBI's taxonomy places the organism in Eukaryota, Metazoa, Chordata, Mammalia, Perissodactyla, Rhinocerotidae. Gene Ontology annotation, molecular function: DNA-binding transcription factor activity, RNA polymerase II-specific; RNA polymerase II cis-regulatory region sequence-specific DNA binding. The coding region runs from base 453 to 1562 and encodes 369 amino acids.